AUGGAUUUGGAUACGGAUGUGCCCAUGGAAGACGCUUCGGAUGAGCAAGUGCAACCCACCAAGGUGGACGAAAGCAAGGAGCUAAGUAAGAAGGAAGUUAGCACCUCGUCGAUUAAUCAAUUGGACCAAUGGAUCGAGAAAUUGUCUCAGUGCGAGCCCCUUUCCGAGCAAGAUGUCAAGAAAUUGUGUGAUAUGGCGAUUGAUGUUUUACAAUUCGAAGAGAAUGUCCAGCCAGUGCAAGUGCCCGUCACGAUAUGCGGAGAUGUGCACGGCCAGUUUCACGAUUUGAUGGAAUUGUUCAAGAUUGGUGGUCCUUGCCCUGAUACCAACUACUUAUUCAUGGGUGACUACGUUGACAGAGGUUACUACUCGGUGGAGACUGUGUCGUACUUGGUGUGUAUGAAGGUGAGGUACCCAAACAGAAUCACCAUCUUGCGAGGCAACCACGAGUCCAGACAAAUCACUCAGGUUUACGGUUUCUACGACGAGUGUUUGCGUAAGUAUGGCUCAGCCACCGUGUGGAAGUUGUUCACUGAUUUGUUUGACUACUUCCCAAUUACCGCUCUUGUGGACAAUAAGGUCUUCUGUCUUCACGGAGGUCUUUCGCCAAUGGUUGAGACUAUUGACCAGGUGCGUGAAUUGAAUAGAAUCCAAGAGGUGCCCCACGACGGUCCAAUGUGUGACUUGUUGUGGUCUGACCCAGACGACCGUGGUGGAUGGGGUAUCUCGGCCAGAGGCGCUGGUUUCACUUUUGGCCAGGAUAUUUCUGAGCAGUUCAAUCAUACCAACGACUUAGACCUCGUUGCUCGUGCGCAUCAGUUGGUGAUGGACGGUUACUCGUGGUCGCAUCAAGAAGCCGUGGUGACCAUCUUCUCGGCUCCAAACUACUGUUAUAGAUGUGGUAACCAGGCCGCUAUCAUGGAAAUGGACGAGAGCCAUCAGAAACAAUUCUUGCAAUACGACCCAUCUGUGCGGCCAGGCGAGCCCACUGUCACAAGAAAGACGCCGGACUAUUUCUUGUAA
This is a messenger RNA of Candidozyma haemuli, 1023 nucleotides long. RefSeq names its product phosphoprotein phosphatase 2A catalytic subunit (gene PPH21). The transcript has a single exon. Gene Ontology annotation, cellular component: cytosol. The coding region runs from base 1 to 1023 and encodes 340 amino acids. NCBI's taxonomy places the organism in Eukaryota, Fungi, Ascomycota, Pichiomycetes, Serinales, Metschnikowiaceae. Gene Ontology annotation, biological process: peptidyl-serine dephosphorylation; mitotic cell cycle. Gene Ontology annotation, molecular function: protein serine/threonine phosphatase activity. The record is from RefSeq and is a predicted model, not a curated record.